Molecule: messenger RNA, 537 nt
Organism: Rattus norvegicus (Norway rat)
Lineage: Eukaryota; Metazoa; Chordata; Mammalia; Rodentia; Muridae
Gene: Krtap4-7l1
Product: keratin associated protein 4-7 like 1
Cellular component (GO): cytosol; keratin filament
Source: RefSeq, a predicted model, not a curated record
AUGGUCAGCUCCUGUUGUGGCUCUGUCUGCUCUGAGGAGGGCUGUGGCCAAGGCUGCUGCCAGCCCAGCUGCUGCCAGACUACCUGCUGUAGGACCACCUGCUGCCGCCCCAGCUGUUGUGUGUCCAGCUGCUGCAGGCCCCAGUGCUGCCAGUCUGUGUGCUGCCAGCCCACCUGCUGCCGCCCCAGCUGCUGUCGUCCCAGCUGUUGCAUUUCUAGCUGUUGCCGCCCCAGCUGUUGCCGCCCCAGCUGCUGUGUGUCCAGCUGCUGCAGGCCCCAGUGCUGCCAGUCUGUGUGCUGCCAGCCCACCUGCUGCCGCCCCAGCUGUUGUCGCCCCAGCUGCUGCAUCUCCAGCUGCUGCCAACCCUCCUGUGGUGGUUCCAGCUGCUGCCGCCCCUGCUGUCGGCCCUGCUGUCGCCCCUGCUGCUGCCUGAGACCAGUCUGUGGUCAGGUUGGCUGCCAAAGCACUUGCUACCGCCCCACCUGUGUCAUCUCCACCUGCCCCCGCCCCAUGUGCUGUGCCACCCCCUGCUGCUGA